Gigantopelta aegis is the source of this 1934-nucleotide messenger RNA. Its product is annotated as zinc finger protein 501-like. Gene Ontology annotation, molecular function: RNA polymerase II cis-regulatory region sequence-specific DNA binding; DNA-binding transcription factor activity. The transcript is spliced from 2 exons. Gene Ontology annotation, biological process: regulation of transcription by RNA polymerase II. Lineage: Eukaryota; Metazoa; Mollusca; Gastropoda; Neomphalida; Peltospiridae. The coding region runs from base 717 to 1850 and encodes 377 amino acids. The record is from RefSeq and is a predicted model, not a curated record.
GUAUAACACUGCUCUCGACGCAUUUAAGCUAACCAUAUAUGUAUACAGAUUAUAAAUUUAAAUUGUAUUUGGGUUUGUUUAGUUUUUUCUCUCACGGGUAUGUAAUUGACGGUGUAAUGUUUCUAUUUCAAAACAAAAAAUAACCAAUAAUUAACCGUCAUUAUGUAAUUUUGAUAGAUCCCUUCAUCUUGCUUGCUGGAGAUUAUUCAGAUUGUGUUGGAAGCUGGAAAAUAUAAAUCAGCCGGUUCAGGAGGUUGAGCGUGGCAAUGUCCAAGAGCCGAUUAUUGAGAUUUUGUUGGAAGUAGGGUCAUUUUUGAAGAAAAAAUUAUAAUAAAGCGGCAGGUCCAGACUUAGUUGAGCGUGGGAAUGGUGGCUAUUACUCGACUUACUAAUUUAAUGCGCCCAAUGAGGAUCCAAUGAUUCGGAAGGGUCAAAAUAGACUGUUCGUCAGUGGUUUGACACAUAUGCAUUACAUUUGACCAUAGCGGAACGAACUAUGUGAUGAGGGUACUAUCAUGAAAUAAAACUGAAAAUAAUUAAUAAUGUAUCUAAUUUUUGCCACCAGUAUUUAACAUCUUAAAGUAACUCUUAUAGCAAUAAUGUAAUUCUGAAGGUAGCAGGGUUAAAUAGUAAUAUUCAAACAAAAAAAAACAACUGAAGAAGGACAAUAAACUUGCAUCACGGUGCUGCAACAACAAAAUUCAAGUCUACCAAACAUGUUUACUGCAAAGCUGGAUACUGAAGAACAUGAUUCAGACACAAGUAGAGUUACUAAACGAGAUUCAGCAGAACAUGUAUAUCUACCAGGUGGAAUUCCUACACCGUGUACUGAAGAAGAAUUUUCAACAAUGCAUGCUGGUCUGACAAGGGAAGUAACUCAACAAUUGGAUGGAUACAAACAAGAUGGUGAAAACAAAUGUCUUGGUCUUGAUGGAGUUUCAACAAGGGCUUCAAACAGACUAACUGGUCAACAUAUUGGGGAACACACAUCAGUCAAGUGUGCACAAAAUAGAAUAAUUCAAGAUAAAGACAUUGAACAAAAUACUGAUACUAACCAGUUGUGGUGUCAAAAUUAUCAAAAUAACCAGUCUGCUGGCAUUAAUGUAGAGAAAAGUAAUUCCUCUAAAAAAGGUAAUUACCAACAAUCUUUAGUAUGGUUACAGACACGUUUAUUGUGCAACAAACUACCAUCACACAAUGUUGAAAAACCAUUUAUCUGUAUCAUUUGUACAAAAGGUUUUCUGAGAAAAUCUGACUUAACAAGACAUGAAAAAAUUCAUUCUCAGGAAAGACCGUAUACAUGUGGUGUGUGCGACAAAGCUUUCGGACAGAGUGUUGAUCUUGUCCGUCACAUGAGGAGACACACUGGGGAAAGACCUUACCAGUGUAAGCAGUGUGGUCGUUAUUUCAUCGGGUCGAAUGAUCUGAGGAGACACGAACGAGGUCACCGCGGGGAAAAGACCUUUCACUGUGGUAUUUGUGGUCAUAGUUUUUCACAGUCUUCAGAUCUGCAGAAACACAUGAGAAUUCACACUGGGGAACGGCCAUACAAGUGUGAGAUGUGUGGCAAGGAAUUUUCCCACUCCACCACACUAGAUGAUCACCUGCGAAUUCAUAGUGGUGAGAAACCGUACACAUGCAGUGUGUGUGGAAAGAUGUUCUCACAGUCGUCGGGUCUGCAUCAACAUCAGCGCACCCACGACACUGUCAAAGCUUAUACGUGUGAGACAUGUGGCAAGCAGUUCACCACAGCCUCCGCUUCAAUACAACACCGAAGGACUUUGUCACAUAUUCGUAAGAGUGCUCAAGUCAAGGACGAUUCUAAGCAUGAAAUGAUUGUUGGGUCUUGAUUGUGACUUUUCAAUGUUAUUGUAAACAGUAGUAACUGAUAGGAAUUUUUUAAAACAUACAUUAAACAGUACAUUACUUUGAUA